Molecule: messenger RNA, 453 nt
Organism: Dichotomopilus funicola
Lineage: Eukaryota; Fungi; Ascomycota; Sordariomycetes; Sordariales; Chaetomiaceae
Product: CVNH domain-containing protein
Exons: 3
Coding region: 1-453 (150 amino acids)
Source: RefSeq, a predicted model, not a curated record
AUGCGCCCUUUUCCUUUCCUCGUCUCGACGGCGUUCCUCCUCGCCAGAGAAACCGCCGCUGACUUCCCCGGCAACUUCUCGCGCAGCUGCACCGGCGUCGGCCUCUCCCACAAUUUCUUCCUGGGGGCCUCUUGCUCACAUCCCGACAACAACGGCGUGAACUCCCAGUCCGUCAAUCAGUUUGACUUGGCCAUGUGCAUUGGUUUAGACCAAGCCAGUGGCAAGAUGCAGUGGGAGGUUUAUGGCAAGUUUUCCAACUACUGUUCCAACUGCACCAUCUCGGCCGAUGAAGGAGAGCAUCUCCUGACUUGCGCCUGCCAGCCGCUGGUUAGCAGCCACGGUCCAGUCCUAUCGACGAUCAACCUAGACGAGGGUAUCACCAACGAGUGGGGGACACUCAAGUGCGCCGGCGGUGUAAUCUCUCGGGCCGUUGAUGGCCACAAGAAGCACUGA